Messenger RNA from Melampsora larici-populina 98AG31, 866 nucleotides. RefSeq lists its product as uncharacterized. The record is from RefSeq and is a predicted model, not a curated record. NCBI's taxonomy places the organism in Eukaryota, Fungi, Basidiomycota, Pucciniomycetes, Pucciniales, Melampsoraceae. The coding region runs from base 6 to 416 and encodes 136 amino acids. The transcript has a single exon.
GAAUCAUGCGAUCACGAGAUAAAGGCAUGUCAGUGGAUUUUGGCUUAGCUGAACGUCGAAGUCUCACCAGAUCAUCAUUGUCCCAGAAGAAGAAGAGCUACAGCCCAUAUCUUGUGAGUCAGCAAGUAGCGUGUGAGAAAGGAUGUGGAAAGGUCACCGCCAAGUGCGUGAGGUGUGGCGCGGCAUCGAAGACGAAAAUGCAGCGCAGUCAAAGUCUCGCCAAGCCCUUUCUAUUCACUUCAUCGAGAUCGCCACCGCAAAAACAAGUUCAGGACUCGAUACAAGAACAUGACGGAUCAAGAGAUGCCCGACGCCUGCCUCCCAUGGCUAAGCUAAUGAUCGAGCCGAACCGAGCACCAGUCGACGCCUCCAGUUGGCCGCCCUAUCCUUUCCGCCCAACACAAUCGCCUCUUUGAAUUUGAGGCUUCCUCCCUCACAUGCCACCCUGAUUCCGAGACGGUGUGACCUGUAUGAAAUCUGUAUUUUACCAUCUCACUUUUUUGUGAGAUUGGCUUUGUGUUCAAAUUUGUUUUUCUUCCAAUCUCUCUUGAUCAAACCUUUUUGCUUUUUUUUGGGUCAGCUGAUUCCUGUUAAAAUUUACCUGUCAUGAGUUCUUUUUGACGUUUUAUCCUAUUGAGUAAUCACUCUGCGGUUUCAUUUUAUUUUCUUUUUUGGGUUUUUUGUUUCUUCUUCAAUUUCACAAUUGAUGAUGUGGUAUAGCUUGUGUGGGGUAUGUUUUCAUAUAUAAAGUUUAUCUAUACGUAUACGUCUUGAUGGUAAAAGUCGCACCUUUUUGUGAACAUCGAUUCAUUGACUCGUUUUGAGCUAGAGGUUGAAGAAAAUUUAUGUGUCCGCUUGAUGACUCC